CCAGCCCGGGUGGGGAUUGGCCGCCGGCGGCGGGGGGUGGCGCGGGGCCGGGCUCACUGCCGCCUCCCGGCCUCGGAGCCGCCAGCCAGCCGCAGCCGCCGCCGCCGCCGCCGCCGGGGCCGAGCCCCUCGCGCUGCCCGGGAAGGAGGUCUCGGCGCGGAAGAUGGCCGGCGGCGUGGACGGCCCCAUCGGGAUCCCGUUUCCCGACCACAGCAGCGACAUCCUGAGUGGGCUGAAUGAGCAGCGGACGCAGGGCCUGCUGUGCGACGUGGUGAUCCUGGUGGAGGGCCGUGAGUUCCCCACACACCGCUCCGUGCUGGCGGCCUGCAGCCAGUACUUCAAGAAGCUAUUCACAUCGGGCGCCGUGGUGGACCAGCAGAACGUGUACGAGAUAGACUUUGUCAGCGCGGACGCGCUCACGGCCCUCAUGGACUUCGCCUACACCGCCACGCUCACUGUCAGCACAGCCAACGUGGGUGACAUCCUCAGUGCGGCACGCCUGCUGGAGAUCCCCGCCGUGAGCCAUGUGUGCGCAGACCUGCUGGACCGCCAGAUCCUGGCCGCCGAUGGGGGCAGCGACACCGGGCAGCUGGAUCUGGUGGAGCAGAUCGACCAGCGCAACCUCCUGCGCGCCAAGGAAUACCUGGAGUUCUUCCAGAGCAACCCCAUGAACAGCCUGCCCCCCGCUGCCGCCGGCACCUUCCCGUGGUCCGCCUUCAGCGCCCCUGACGAUGACCUGGACGCCACCAAGGAGGCCGUGGCGGCUGCUGUGGCUGCUGUGGCUGCUGGUGAUUGCAACGGCCUGGACUUCUAUGGGCCAGGGCCCCCAGCCGAGCGGCCCCCGCCGGGGGACGGGGACGAGGGGGACAGCAACCCAGGCCUGUGGCCGGAGCGGGACGAGGAUGCCCCCGCUGCUGGAGGCCUCUUUCCACCCCCAGUGGCCCCACCAGCUGCCACGCAGAAUGGCCACUAUGGCCGGGCUGGGGAGGAGGAGGUGACCUCACUGUCAGAGGCGGCUCCUGAGCCGGGAGACUCGCCGGGCUUCCUGUCGGGCACUGCCGAGGGCGAGGAUGGGGAUGCGGCGGACGUGGACGGGCUGGCAGCCAGCACCCUGCUGCAGCAGAUGAUGUCUUCCGUGGGCCGGGCAGGGGCUCUGGCAGCUGGGGACAGUGACGAGGAGUCACGGGCCGAUGACAAGGGCGUCAUGGACUACUACCUGAAGUACUUCAGUGGGGCCCACGAAGGUGACGUGUACCCGGCGUGGUCACAGAAGGGGGAGAAGAAGAUCCGCGCCAAGGCCUUCCAGAAGUGCCCCAUCUGUGAGAAGGUGAUCCAGGGUGCCGGCAAGCUCCCGCGGCACAUCCGCACACACACGGGCGAGAAGCCCUAUGAGUGCAACAUCUGCAAGGUCCGCUUCACCAGGCAGGACAAGCUGAAGGUGCACAUGAGGAAGCACACGGGCGAGAAGCCGUACCUGUGCCAGCAGUGCGGGGCGGCCUUCGCCCACAACUACGACCUGAAGAACCAUAUGCGUGUGCACACGGGCCUGCGGCCCUACCAGUGCGAUAGCUGCUGCAAGACCUUCGUGCGCUCCGACCACCUGCACAGACACCUCAAGAAGGACGGCUGCAACGGGGUGCCCUCACGCCGGGGCCGCAAGCCCCGUGUCCGUGCCCCACCCGACGCCACUGCAGGGGCUGCUGCGCCCCCUGGGGCCCCCGAUGCCCCACGCAACGGCCAGGAGAAGCACUUUAAGGACGACGAUGAGGAGGACGAUGAGGCCACCAGCCCCGAUGGCUCGGGCCGCCUGAAUGUAGCGGGAGCUGGCGGAGACGAUAAUGCAGGGGGUCCUGGGGUGGCCGCCGCCCAGGGCCCCUUCACAGCCGGACUCGCCUGAAACCAAAAAGAACAGAAACCCGAGACAGAGAGGAACCACCCCCACCCCAGACACAAAGAAAAUCUAUCUACGUACAGAUAUCUAUCUAUCUUAUCUAUCUAUCUAUCUAUCUAUAUAUAUAUAUACAGAUAUAUAUAUAUGACGUCACAGAACUAGGAUACUGCUUCUCAGAUUUGUCGCCUUCAUGAAGCCCCCCUCCACAGGGCCCCCUUCCCGCUCCCAUGUCCCCUGCCCGUCCGCUGGGGGGUCCGGGCUUGGCAUGGGGUCUUGUGGGAUGCCCACUGUGGGCAGCAGGCCUGGUCUGAGCCUGGUUCCAGCCCUGGACCCCAGGCUGGAUUGGGGUGACUUGAGGGGCCGGGGACAGGGCCAGCUGUCAUGUCUCUCCCCUCUGGGUUUCUGUGAGUCUUCAGACAAGACCUUAAAUGAUCUCUGUCUGCUCUGAGCGGACGCUAAAUGGUCCCUGGCCCCCCACCCUCCUUCCUCAGGGCACUUACUAAGGGGGGGGUCUUCCCCUCAGUCCUCCCCACUGGCCUCCCGCCCCCCACCCCUGCCUGUGACCUCGCACCUCUGCACCCCUCGGCCGCCGAGACACAAACCUAUUUAUUCCCAGGCCUGGGGACGGGGGCAGGCUCAGGGUCUGCAGGGGUUCCGGGGUGGUCCAGGCUCCCGCCGCCUUCCUCCACGGCACUUAAACCUGGCGGGACCCUGGGACCACCACUCAGGGCUCCCCCAAACCUAGCCACCCUAGACCCCACAUUUGGAGAUUGCAAAUGUUUGUUUUGACCCUCUCCCCCCAAACCCCUCCCAACUUUUUAAAGCACUUUUUAGAUUAUUUUUUCCUCCUGAAAAACAAAAUUUAUAUAUAAAUAUAAUAUAUAUGUACACACAUCUAUAUGGGUAUCUAUAUAUCCACAUACAUGUGUAUAUAUAUAUACAUAUAUAUAUAUAAAAUAUACUUAGAGAAGUGGGUGGCAGGAUGGGGUGAAGACAGCCAAGAUUGGGGGGACCAGGGUCUCAGAGGCAGGGAUGGGAGCCAGCGAGUAAGCGAGCGAGCGAGCGGGUGAGUGAGUGAGCAAGCGAGCGAGCUAGAGGGUCCGAAGUUCAAUGUCACAAAAGCAAUAAAAACCAAGAUUUUACAAAAUGGAAAGGAAGAAUGAGAAAACAAACAACAGGCAAGCAACCACGUUAGAAGUCUUGGCACUUUGUAACAGAACGGGUACUUUAUCUUAAUUCUUAAUUUAAAAACAUGUUUACAAGUUGUAUCCAACUUCUAUGAAAAAUUGAAAAGACAAAAAAAAAAGCGAGAGAAAGAGAGAGAAAGCAAAAGAAAAUUCCUAAAAGUCAAUUUAUUUUUGUACAAAACAAUAAAAAAAAAAACCCCACCGCAAACAUAGAAUCCAGUUUUGUUCCCCAAGGCUGAUGGGGGUGGCGAGGUGGCCAGGUAGCCAUUGAGGGGCCUGAGGGCCAUCCCAGGGGUCUGCACCGAGGGCAGCCGUGGGGUUCCCCAGUCUGUGCCAGCCUUCCCUCCGCCCUGUCCUGCAUUUGGUCUUGGCUUGGUGGUGGCCACCCACGGGGCUCCCUCCCCUUGCCCCCCAGCUCAGGGAUGGGCCAGAGAGAAGGCUGGCUUUCCAACCAGCCGGACCACCCAGCCUUGCCCCCAAGUCCCCACCUUGCUGUCCCCCGCCCCACAACCUGCCCUCCAACAUGGCUGUCCUGCUUGGUCACCAAGGAGCUGCCAUCUUGGAUGUGCUCCCCUAUCCCUGUUCAGGGUCCCCACCUCCAGGGCCUUAUACCUUCCCAGCCCCUGUUUUUACUCAAAGGCACUGACUGUAACCGGCUGGCACCUGGCUCCCCAGCCUCUGGCUCCCACAAGGCCCGGUGUUGACCGAGCCGCAGGCCACGGAUAGGGGCCAGAGGUAGAGGACCGUGCCACUGGCCUCCAGGCCGCUCCCUCCUGGCUGCGGAUGCAGAGCCUCCUGCGGGACCCUUCCUGCUGGUGCCUGGCUGGGGGGGUUCCCUUGCAGCCCCCACUUUUGUCUUUUGUUUUAAAGGGAAACUUUUGAAGAAGGUGAUUUUUUUUUCUUUCAGUUUCUACUGGAUCUUGUCCUUUCCCCAGCCUUUCAGCACCCCCAAAUGUCUCAGGUUUCCCCCUGCGGGCCAGCAGAAGGGGCAGGCCCCAGGACCCCCAGUGUCACUGUCACCGGACUAGCUGUUUUGGAGAACAAGCUAUUGAGGCUGAGCUGGGAACUGGAGCACCCAGGCCAGGGGUCACCCCGUACUCCCCAAGAGGUCCCCCAGGGGAGCGAGAGCUCUUCCCCACUCCCCGCAAUAAAACCAACUCUCAAGUCACAUGUCCUACUAGUGGGGGCCUCUAGACUUGGGGGACUUGGCCUGCAGGGACCCUGGUAGGAAUGGGUCCACAGCCCGCCAGUGGCAGUUUUGAACACAGACCUCCUCCGGAAUUGCACUAGACCCUUUCCCCCAGCUCCGCGCUCAGCUUCUGCCAGCCCUGCCCCCAACUCUGCCUUAACCGCUAGCCCGUCCUGGGGGCCGCAGCGUCUGCAUGGGCCCAGAGCCGGGACCCCCACCCCCACCCCAAACCCAGCCCGGCCCUGCCCCAAUGCGCAAUCACAUACUGUAUAUAGAUGUGGAUCGAUUUAUUUUUAUUCUUUAAAUUAAGGUCGUGAUAAAGGUAUUGCCAAAGAUACUGCUGAAUUUACAUGUUUCAGGAAACAGAUAUGAGGAGGGGCUAUGUGUCUGGGAGGAUGCUGCAGAGAGGUUUUUGUUUGGUUGUUUGGGUUUUUUUUUUGUGUUUUCUUUUUUUGUGUUUUUUUUUUUUAACUGCCUGGUACAAACAAAAAAAAAGGAAAAAAAAAAAGAAAAA
This is a messenger RNA of Perognathus longimembris pacificus (Pacific pocket mouse), 4781 nucleotides long. RefSeq names its product zinc finger and BTB domain containing 7A (gene Zbtb7a). Gene Ontology annotation, molecular function: RNA polymerase II cis-regulatory region sequence-specific DNA binding; DNA-binding transcription factor activity, RNA polymerase II-specific; protein binding. Gene Ontology annotation, biological process: regulation of transcription by RNA polymerase II. The coding region runs from base 164 to 1897 and encodes 577 amino acids. The transcript is spliced from 3 exons. The record is from RefSeq and is a predicted model, not a curated record. Lineage: Eukaryota; Metazoa; Chordata; Mammalia; Rodentia; Heteromyidae.